Messenger RNA from Melanotaenia boesemani (Boeseman's rainbowfish), 5301 nucleotides. It is a transcript of the gene srebf2, whose product is annotated as sterol regulatory element binding transcription factor 2. Gene Ontology annotation, molecular function: protein dimerization activity; RNA polymerase II cis-regulatory region sequence-specific DNA binding; DNA-binding transcription factor activity, RNA polymerase II-specific. Gene Ontology annotation, cellular component: nucleus. The transcript has 20 exons. Gene Ontology annotation, biological process: positive regulation of cholesterol storage; positive regulation of transcription by RNA polymerase II. The coding region runs from base 217 to 3759 and encodes 1180 amino acids. Lineage: Eukaryota; Metazoa; Chordata; Actinopteri; Atheriniformes; Melanotaeniidae. The record is from RefSeq and is a predicted model, not a curated record.
AUCGUAAAACAAGAUGGCGUCGCCGUCGGAAAUAAAUCGCUGUGAAUGAGUUUAUCGACGUGAAAGUCUGCCUCCCUUGAGGCUUAAGUGUUCUAUUACGAUUUUUCUGAUAAAAGAGACGCUCCUUUAUCAAACAGGGUCGUUGUGGGCGUCUCUUGAUUUCUUAUAGGAGCUCGCGGAUCUUCUGUCUGUCUCUUCAGCUGAGGAGGCAAGCCGAUGACAGACAGGAUGGACACUGGAGAAUACAUCUCCACCAUGGAGAACAUGGACCCAAGUUUGUCGGAAUUAGGGGACGAAUUCACUUUAGGAGACAUUGACGAGAUGCUGCAGUUUGUCAGCAACCAGGUGGGGGACUUUCCAGACUUGUUUGAGGACCAGAUGAACACAGCAGGCCCUCUACAAAGUGGUGGCACAACUUCCACCCCACAACCAGCCAUGCAGACCCCUCAGACACCAACCACUGCUGCCUACCAGGGAUCCAACACAAGCCUCUCAAACUCCCAGACACUGUCCCUCCAAUCUUUACCCCUCACCCCUCCUCUUACUCCCGCACAGACUCCCUCUCCCACCACCACCACCUCUGCAGUGCAGCAGCAGGUGACUCGCAGCCCUCCGCUCCUUCAGCCCCGGCCUCAGGUGGUCCAGCCCAUCCAGCCUCAGCCCCAACAGGCAGCCCAACCAGCUAUCCAGUUGCACACCCAGGGGCUCCCCAUGCAGACCCAAAGCUUCCCAGUCCACACACUGGUUCAGACCCACAGCCAGACGCCCCUGCCUAUCCAGACGCAAGCAGCCCAAACGGUGAUGAUUGCUUCCAAUGGCGCACAAUCACGCUUCAUCCAGAACCCCGUCAUCUGCCAUCAAAACCCUGCUCCCGGUUUCCAAGUCCUCCAGCCACAAGUGCAGAGCAUAAUGACAUCAUCACAGCUCCAACCAGUUACCAUUCAGCACCAGCGCGUUCUGACCCCAACAUGUCAAACCAUCCAGACUCUUUCCACAGCACCCACCGCAGUUCACACUGUUCAGCAGCAGGUACAACAAGUGCCUGUUCUGGUCCAGCAGCCUCAGAUUCUGAAGACAGAUUCCCUGGUUCUCACAACACUCAAACCAGAUGGGACUCAGGUGUUGUCUACUAUGCAGAGCCCCACAGGCAUCACCACCCUAACCACGCCCAUCCAAAACACAGCUUUACAAGUCCCGACGCUGAUGGGUAGUAAUAUUCUGACCACCGUUCCUGUUAUGAUGGGAGGUGGAGACAAGCUGCCCAUCAAACAGCUACAGCAAGUCUCCUCCAACUGCACUAAUGGAGGCAGACUGAGCAUGGAGCCGAGCCAGGUGACAGCAGGUUGUUUAGGGCCAGGGGUUGUGGUGAAGGAGGGUGAGAGGAGGACUACCCACAACAUCAUCGAGAAGAGAUACAGGUCCUCCAUCAAUGAUAAGAUCGUGGAGCUCAGAGACCUGGUUAUGGGCAAUGAUGCAAAGAUGCAUAAAUCAGGAGUUCUGAGGAAGGCUAUUGACUACAUCAAAUACCUACAGCAGGUCAACCACAAACUACGACAAGAGAACCUGGCCCUCAAGAUGGCCAACCAGAAGAACAAGCCAGUGACGCUGUCUGAGGAUGUGGAGCUCAAACAGGAAGUUGUGAUGAUGUCUCCUCCAGCCUCAGAUUCUGGUUCUGGUUCUCCUCACCAGUUCUCUCCUUACUGUGUAGAUUCUGAGCCAGGAAGUCCUUUACUGGAUCAUGAUCAGGUGAAGAUUGAGCCUGAUUCUCCAUCCUCGGUUGGAGUGAUGGAUCGUUCUCGGCUGCUGCUGUGUGCCCUGACUUUCUUCUGCUUGUCCCUAAACCCUCUGCCCUCUCUGUUGGGCUCCGAGUCUUCAGGGAGCCCAAACCUGUCUGCAGGCCAUGUCCCCUCUAGAACACUUGUAUGGUUUCCAACUCACACACAGGACUUUGCAUCUUGGCUGCGAUGCCUGUUGCCGUGGGUGAUAGUGUGGGUGCUGAGUGGGGUGGGAGCAGUGUGGGGCUGUGUCAGGGUUCUGUACCUGUGGGAGCCUGUCACACCUCUGCAUUCACCAAAAUCUGUGUCUUUCUGGAGGCACCGCAAACAAGCAGAUCUGCAUCUCAACAGGGGUGAUUACACAGGAGCUUUAGCCAGUCUAGAAACUUGCCUCUCUGUCUUGGCGAGAGCUCUUCCCUCAACCAAUCUGGAUCUGAUCUUCUCACUCUCCUGGAAUUUGAUUCGCUACUGUUUGCACCGUCCAACUCCUCUGGGCUGGCUGGUCCACCAGGUCGGAGGAAAGCAUGAAGGAGAGGAGUCGAGGACAAGUGCAAGAGACGCUGCGCUGGUUUACCACAGGCUGAGCCAGCUGCAGCUCACAGGAAAGCUGCCUGAGCGCAGCAGCCUGUGGGCUUUGUCUCUGUCUCUGAAUGCUGUCAACCUCAGUGAGAGCGCCCAAGGCAAGAUGGCCCCAGCUCAGCUUGCUCAGAUUUAUGUCACUGCAGCAACAGCGCUGCGCAUGGUGCUGGGCCACCAUCUCGCCUGUCUGCCUGCCUACCUUCUGGGUUGUGCAGAGAGUGUGGCCAACCAAUCAGAGAGCAAGCCGAACCCUGACUGCCUGCGCUGGCUCUUUACUCCGUUGGGCAGGCAGUUCUUUCUGAGCUGUGAUUGGUCGGUGAAGUCAGAGAGUAGUGAUGAGGUCUUCACUUCUCAGAGGGACCCAGCUGACCCCAUCGCCCAGCUGCACCGUUGUUUCUGCAGGAAGCUUUUAGAGAGAGCUGUUCACACCCUCAUCCAACCACAGAGCGACUCUGAUUCAGGCGUUCGCAAGAACGACUUUGGAGAGUUUUCCAGCGCCUUGGAGUUCCUUGAGUUGUUGAACAGCUGCAUAGAGGACUCUCCCUCCCCUCCUCCUCCUUUCUCAACUCCUCCCAAUCACACCACCAUUCCAGUGGGGGACCCAGUGAGUCGUUGGUGGGCUCUGGUCCUGAAGGCCGCAGUACAUUGGCUUCAAGGUGAUGAUGUUGCAGUGAGGUCACUGCUGGCAGAAGCAGAGCGAAUGCCGAGAGCUCUGCACAUUCUUGACCACCCUCUGCCCAAGGCUGUACUGCUUCUCUGUAAGGUGGUUCAGAUGAGUCUGUCUACUCUGAAGGGAGACGGGGUAGUAGCCUGCCUCUCUCACUGUGACAGAGCCAGCAUCUACCUGCGCUCCAGCAUCUCUUUGCCCCUCGCCCAAUCUGGGAACUGGCUCGAUAAGGGGGUGGAGCUCCUGGUCUGUGAUCUCCUCCUGACCCUAAGGACCAGUUUAUGGCAGCGAGGAGGCAGCAGUAAUGGAGAACCUGGUCCAGCUCCUGGAUCCCAGCUGGCUGGUUUCCAAAGGGACCUCAGUGCACUCAGGAAGCUCACACAGUGCUACAGACAAGCGCAACACAAGGUGUUCCUUCAUGAGACUACAGUGCGGCUGAUGGCUGGAGCCAGUCCAACAAGAACCCACCAGCUGCUGGAGCACAACCUGCGACGUAGGACACACAGCUCGUACUCAGCCGAGGGCGAGUGUAUUUUAGGUGAGAGGGAGAGGGCUCAUGCAAUUCUGCUGGCCUGCCGCCACCUUCCCUUGCCUCUGUUAACCCCACCAGGUCAUCGAGCCCGUCUGCUGGCAGAAGCUAAACGAACCCUUGAGCGGGUGGGAGACCGUCGGACCCUGCAGGACUGUCAGCAGAUCCUGCUGCGUCUCAGUGGGGGCACCACCAUCGCUGCUUCCUGAGCACACACAAUGAAAUAAUGACCAGGCAACUAAUCCAACCACUUCAUUAUUUUCUGCAACAAUCAGACAUCCACACUUAUCAAAGGACAGGCGUUAGAGCCUUUUCCUUAAUAGACGAAACGCAAGCAACAGGUUUUUGCUGUCAUACACGUAUCAGCCUUGUCUCAACAGUCUGACAGAAAAGUGACAUGGCUACGCAUUUACACAGUUUCAUGUCUAGAUGUAUUGUUGUAGCUCAAUUACCCCACCUAUUGACCAUUAGUGGUACUACACACCUCAGUUCAAAUGAAAAGAGCCCGUUCUUCCAGAAAGGCCCAGAAUAUUACAAUAAUAAUAAAAAAAAAAGAUUUUCCCACAAAACAUUUAUAGGUUCUUCCUUUGACCAUGUUCCAUCUCUCCUUUAUGUUAUGCUAGAACAAUUCUGUAUUGUUUCAUUUGCAAGUUUCAUUUAAGGGCUUCGCGGGUUUCCAGACAGCAGCGCUCUCUGUAUGUAUGGUUGUCAUGUUGCGCACACACACACACACACAGAAGCUUGUUUUUUUUUAUUUGUUUUUUUUUUUAUGUACAGUUCUUGUCUACCUCAAAUGCUGUACAAUGACAUCAUUGUACUGUGGAGCAAAAUAGGAAACUUAAGCGCCACAUUAGUACCCCUGAAUUUGACUUCAGUCACCAUUUGAAGCGGUGACUGAGUUUAUUUCAGUGUCCUUUUAAUAAAUUCUUGCUGACCUGUUUUACUUUGAGUGUGGGACUCGGCAGUAACACAUAAAGAAUUUGAUGUGAGAGCAGCUGCUGGGAUGCUCCUAAAAUAUCCAACAAACAGCAAGGAUAUGGUUGGAUUUAGAGAAUAUCUAAAUGACAGAGGGAAGCAGCCAUGGAUUGAGGUUGUUUGAAAAUGUCUGUGACACACACACACACACACACACUUACACACACAGACACACAAAUGCUUAUGCAUAUUACAUAUGUGAUUGUAUAUAAGUUGUACAUAGAUGGGUAAACGUAAGUAGAUAAAAGAUGAAGUUAUUUGCUACUGCUUGAGACAAAAUGUACAUCCAGAAGAGCGCUUUAAUGUGCUAGGUCAGCUGUCUGAACCUUAAAGUUAUCCUCCACCAAACACACGCCUGCGAUCGCAUCACAUGGUGGCUUUAAAAUUGCCUCUGAACAGCAGCUGUGGUGGAGCAGAGGCUGCCUGAAACUCAAGAGAUGUUUGGUGGUCUUUAACGGUCUCUACAGAGCAAUGAAGGGUAUUUUCCUGGAAGUGAGAUUUAUCCUUGAUGUAAAGCGCUCAAGCAAAAUGGCCUUGAUGUUAUUUAGAAAAGAAAAAUGUAAUAUGUUUCAUCUAUUUGGAAUGAUGGAGGAGUUGUAUCUUUGUGAGCUCUUUUUCCAGUUAGCUUUUUAUUUGUAAUUAUCAACUUACAUGUGACACAGCACUUUUGUCAUUCCUGUUUCUUUGCUAUCAAUAUCUUAUUUAAUGGUGAUGUUAUAUAAAUGCUUUUGGGAGGCCAGUUUUGCAGUUGUUUUAUUGUUUUAUAUUGGUAAAAA